Messenger RNA from Colletotrichum orchidophilum, 642 nucleotides. Its product is annotated as acetyltransferase. The record is from RefSeq and is a predicted model, not a curated record. The transcript has 2 exons. Gene Ontology annotation, molecular function: acyltransferase activity, transferring groups other than amino-acyl groups. The coding region runs from base 1 to 642 and encodes 213 amino acids. NCBI's taxonomy places the organism in Eukaryota, Fungi, Ascomycota, Sordariomycetes, Glomerellales, Glomerellaceae.
AUGCCAAUCGAUAUUCAGCCAGUGUUGGAGGGCGAUCUUCGGCGGUGCGCCGAGAUUGAGAACCUGGCGUUCGCGGGGAGCCCAAUGAACCCAGUUUUGUUCCCCGGACCCAUGCCGGAGGAUAUCAUGGGGAUUCGAGCAGCGGAAAUGGCCAAACAGUUUCGAGAGGACCCAACCGUGCGCUUCUACAAAGCGGUGGACACUGAUCUCUCUGGCGACGAAGCGAUCAUUGCUUGGAGCAAGUGGAACGCGUAUUCGGAGGGCUUGCCGGUGCCAAAACCACGUGUCUGGGGACCAGGCUGCAACGAGGAGGCAUGCACACUGUUGUUCGCCGGCUUGGACCAGAUGCGCGAGCGUUUGAUGGGUGGCAAGCCGGUCGUCUAUCUGCAUAUCUUGGUGACGGACCCAAAGCACCAAAGACGUGGGGCCGGGUUGCAGUUGAUGACGCCAGUAAUGCAAGAAGCUGUUCGGCUGGGUGUUCCCGCGUACCUCGAGUCCUCUGUUUCCGGCCAUCAUCUAUACCAAAAGGUCGGGUUCAAGGAUAUCCACGAGCACCGGGUGGACUUUAGCAAAUUUGGCCAGUCGGAGCCUCACUUGAACUGGGCGAUGCUCUGGGAGCUCCCCAACCGGCGAUGCCCAUGA